This is a messenger RNA of Trichobilharzia regenti, 1611 nucleotides long. The record is from the annotation of a GenBank genome assembly. Lineage: Eukaryota; Metazoa; Platyhelminthes; Trematoda; Strigeidida; Schistosomatidae.
AUGGAAACAUUAGAAGCUAUGUUGAAAACCAUGCGGGAGUUUGUCGACUUUAUUGAUCAAAACAAGCAAAAUAUUUUCAAUGGCGUAGGUAUUUCAUCACCUGUUGUAUAUAAGCCAGUGUCCGGUUGUUCGUUAUGCACGUCCAACUUGAAUUCUGUGCAGAAUGACUAUCCUACACAGAUUCUGGCUCCACUGGUAUCUAAAUUGAGUGGUUACUUGGAUGCUCUCAACUCAAGUCGAGAGACACUUAAGGCACCACAACUCGUUCUUAACUCUGUAAUUACACAGCAAACGAAGCCUGUUGAAUUGUUUUCCUGGUGUCCUAUAGAAGUACAAGAAGAUGGAGAUUGUUGUCUUGGCGGAAUAGAAAGGGGAUUAAAUGAAGUGUGUAAAUUUACAAUAACAAAACGUGUAUUGUCUAUCUCUGAAAAUGGUCAAAUUGUUUAUACUGAAGGUGGUAACGCUUAUCAGCUGCACGGAGGAUUUUCUUGGUCCACAUUUUGUGCGGUUAACUCCACUUUACCGUUAACUUCACCUCCUACGGGAAUAGUUAAUGCCUUCUCUAACGGAUUUCCUGCAGGCAAUUGGAGAUGUUGGACUCAAGGAUUGUACUACUUCACAUCUACUAUUUUUGAUGGGCUAGGAGUAUCUGGAACUGUCGAACCCACAUUGGGACCUGUAAAUAUGACAGAUUCUUCUCCUGUUCAACAGUUAAAGGAUAAUCAUCCGUAUAAAGAUAUCUUGUCUUCCUAUAAGCGUAAUGUUGACAUGGAUCCGUACAUUGUCAAUACACUGCGUACUUUGAACAAAGAUUUACCAACCAAAAAUCAUGCUGUUAAAUUCAAAAAUGUAAACUCGAAACAUCAAUUUAUUGCUAAUGAAUCUUCUGGUAGUAUAGCUGGGAGGGAUGGAAACAAUCUGUCGACGACAGCUUCUCCUUCUUCUCCGUCUUUUUCUCAUUUUGCAUCAGUAUCUGAAGUCUUUGAAUUUAAACAACCAUCGAAUAAAUUUAGAAAAAGGAAAAGGAUUGAACCACGAGAGGAAGAUGGCGAGGAGGAGGAGGAUGAGGAAGAGACAGGCGAAAUAAUAGAUGAAGAAGACUGUGUAAUGCAGCAGAAAACCAAUCGCCAUCAUCACCAUCAUCAUCAAAGUCAUCAUCAUGACCGUCGUCGUCAUCAUUCUAUAAAUAAAACUGCAACUGCUAGACAAAGUGAAAGAACACUGUACAAGUCAAUUUUAAAUGGUAAUAUGAAUAACAACAAUGGUGAUGGUGAUAAUAAUAGUCGUCGUAAAAAUAAUAAUAAUAAUAAUGUUAACAAAGAUUAUAAUAAUAAAGCCAAAAAUGGUGUUGUCUCACAAAAACACAGGAAGAGCCAAACCAAUGAUCAUAGUGAUAUUGAUGAACGCUAUCGAUUGUAUACAGCUUCAGGUAAAAUAGUCGACGUGAGACAGUUAUGUCGUACAAGAUCUGGUCGUUUAGCCUUACCAAAACUGGAUAAACGUUAUGAACAGAGUAUUGUUAUGAGUGACGGACAUGUAUUGGGUGUUAAUCAUAAUGUAGAUGAUGCGACUAUAUUAUCAUGGUUAUCAUCAUCAUCCAACAGUUCAUAA